This is a messenger RNA of Vespa crabro (European hornet), 8271 nucleotides long. RefSeq names its product cytochrome B5-like protein. The record is from RefSeq and is a predicted model, not a curated record. The transcript is spliced from 2 exons. Gene Ontology annotation, molecular function: heme binding. The coding region runs from base 562 to 1074 and encodes 170 amino acids. NCBI's taxonomy places the organism in Eukaryota, Metazoa, Arthropoda, Insecta, Hymenoptera, Vespidae. Gene Ontology annotation, cellular component: intracellular membrane-bounded organelle; membrane.
GAUCUGCAGCUGAAACGCUCGAGUUUUUGGAAAAAAAACAAAGAUAAAGUAGUGAUUAUUUCUCGAUGCCGCAAAAAGUGAUGUAUUUGCAAGCAGUAUUUGUUUGAAGUGCGACUACAACUGUACGUUUCAUCGUUAUGUUUAAGAGAGACUCGUUAAGAAGAAAAUACUCACUUUUGAAAAUGAUAGUUUGAUCGACUAUUAUCAACCUCUUGUUCGGAUAUAGAUCUUUAUAUAUAUUUUAUAUAUAUAUAUAUAUAUAUAUAUAUAUAUAUAUAUAUAUAUUCUUUUAUAAAUGUAUCGUUUUAUAUGUAUUUAUAUAUGCGGGGUUUUGCAAAAAAGAUGAAUUAAUUCGUUGCGAGGAAAGUUGGUUUCUUUCUAGAUAAAGGAAUGAAGUAAGUAAGCCGUAUGUACGGACUUGAAGUAAUAGCAUUGGAUUACCGUGCGUGACCAAGGGAACACCUCGUUUGCACGCAUCGGGUUUCAACCGGUAAUGAAAUUAUUUACCUUUCCCCAGAGGAAUUGACAUUUUGACUUCUCCGAUAGUCAGUACAUCGUACAAUGUCCAUCGAGAAAGAAUCUUCCUCGACGAGAGAACAGGAAAGUUUGAGAGGCAUAGAUCGUGUAAGUCUGACAUUUCGACCCUUGGAUAUGACAGAUUCGGAAACGAAAAGAGAUGGUUUUUUGAGCGUAACCAGAGAGCAAACUUAUGAGACAUCUUCUGACGUUACGUUCAAGGAAAAAACGAGGAGAUCAAAACGAAACGAGGAAGCUUCAAGACUUGGUGAACUUAGGUCUAUUAGUUUGGAUGAGGUUGCUUGGCACGAUACGCCGAACAAUUGUUGGAUUAUAAUAUACGAUUACGUUUACGAUUGUACCGAGCUAUUGAAGACUCAUCCGGGUGGACAAGAUGUUCUUCUUGAAUACGCUGGAAGGGAUGCCACGCUUAGUUUUAUUGGCGCCGGACACUCGAAAAUCGCACAAGAUAUUCUCAAACGAUAUCUCAUCGGUGAGCUUCCAUUUAAGCAGAGAAUCUUUCGUAUACCAAAUGGCGUUAAAGUAAAUGGAUUCUAAAUUAUUAUUCAUUUCAUCAAUUUUGUUCGUUAUAACGAUUCUAUUUCUUUUUCGUUUUUUUUUUUUUUUUUUUUUUUUUUUUAUACAUGAACGUACGUUCCUACAAACGCAUAUUCUUAUUUAUUUCUCAACAUUAUUUAAAUCUUUUUUUUCUUUUCUUUGAGAUUGCUAAAGUUCGCGUACUGAAAGAAAGAAAGGAUCGAAAGAGAUUGCUCGAAUAAUAUGUUCGAUGCAAAUUAACUAGAUUAUAAUGAAACUUAUGAUCGCGACAUUUUAUAUUUUAUUACAUCGUCUCGAUAAUCAGUGAGUUGAAUAACCAUUGUAUUUUUUUAAAAGUCCAUGAACUUUGGAUUGGUGACAAAUUAUUGAUUUUCUUUUUUUUUUUUUGUUUUUGUUGAAGUUGUCUGAAUAAAAGUUUUUGUAGCGUUCAGCUAACAUUGAUUCUAUUUUACUUUAUUGGAGUUGAAUUUUUUUUUCUAUAUGGUAUACAUUGCUACAAAGUUCAAGACUUAUCGCAAGUUUUUAUGUUAGAUAAAUUACGAAAUGAAAAUUCAUUCAUUUUUGCGACCUCAGUAAUCAUUCUCGGCGAUCAUUCUUAUUUUAUGUAAGUACGUACAUUUAUGUACUUAUUAUACGUACUUAUUUAUUUUUUUACAAACACUGUAACCUCAAAUAAUCUUAUACUUGCCAUGUUAACCGUAUCAGUUUUAUAUUGUAAAUUGUAAUUAGAAUAUAUGUAACAAGUGACGCAAGACAAUCACUGUCGUUUCAAAAAGAUGAAAUAAAAAAUAUACACCUUAUCCUAAUUUUUAUCUCUGCACAUCUGUUCCUCAGAGCAACAUAGUAAGCAAUACAUCUAUAUGUACGCAUAAAGUGAUUAUAUCGCAAAUAUAACUUUGUUGUAAGAGAUGGUUAGUCAUGUUUCUUAUUUAUCCUAUAUUUUUGCGUGAUAGGAUAAAAAGAUGAAGAUUCGAUGUAUUAAAAUAAAAAUACAAGACAGUCGAUCUUCACAUCGGUAUAUUAUAUUUCUUGGUCCUCUAAACAUUCAUAAUAUACAGAACAUACAGUAUGGAUCGUACGAGCAAUAUAGUUCGAUUUCUUGUUAGCACAUUAUGUUUUGUUCUUUCUUCUUUUUUUUUUUUUUUUUUUCUUAUAUCGGCAGAUAACUAGUUUAGCUUUCGUUUUGUUUAUUUUUUAUUUCUCGCUUUUUUUUUUUUUUUUUUUAAGAGGGUGGGUUUCUUUUUUAUUUUAACAUUUAAAUGUGAAAUCGUAGACAUUUAAUUUUCUAUUAAUGCACAACAACUGAUUUUAAUGUAAAAACAUAGUUUCCUCAUCCAUUCGAAAAAUUUUACGAGAAACGAAAGAUAUUAUUUAUUAUACAAAAAUAUAAAUAUUCUGUAUACAUUUCUCUUCUCAUGCACUGAUAAAGAUUGAAACAAGUUUUAUCAAACUUUCGUUCUUUUCUUUCCUUUUUAUUUUUUUUUUGGUUUAACUGUUUUUUCUUUUUUUUUUUUUUAAUAAAGUUAUGCCUCACUGACAUUUAAUAUACAAUCGACAAAAAAUGAUUUCGUUUAAAGUUUCAAAAUGCGAAUUAUAGACUUAAUAGAGAUAAUAAAAUAACUUAAAUACAAAUCGGAUUUAUUUUGACGUUUAAUUCAUCGCUAUGCAUACAAGAAUAUCUAAAGUCCAUAUCUCUAUACGUCUUUCGCUUUCUUCGAAAAUACUUUAUACUAUCUUUCUACUUUUAUCGAUAUCGAUAGACUACGUGAUAAUUGUUUCGUAAAUACUUAAUUUCCGUUCGAACAUGUCGUAUUAUUUUAUAUCAAUUGAAAUACAAUUAAAAUCUUCCUUUUUUUUUUAUCUUUUAUCUUCUUUAAGAUAUAUAAUUUGUACGAAGAAAAAUUUUUAUCAAGAAAAAGAAAAUAAAUACACAUCUAUGUAGAUACUUUCGUCUCUAUUUUUCUAUUAAAUUAAUUUUUUCUUUAUUUUAUUAAAGCUCGAUCGAGAGACGAUAUGCGUUUAUCGUUAAGAAUAUUUAUAAUAAAUUGACAAUCGUCAAGCUUCAAACAAAUACUUUCAUUUCAAACAUCAUUCUCCCUCUCUCCCUCCCUCUCUCUCGCUCUCUCUCUCUCUCUCUCUCUCUCUCUCUCUCUAUCUUCAAUAUUUAAAUGUACACACAAAAUGAUCUCAGCUCAGAGAUAGUAAUUUUUCAUAUUGACUCAUUUAACUACUGCAAAUUCCUUAAUAAGUCGUAUAUAAAUAUGAUCUACGGGUAAUGCGAUUUUGAUGUUCAUUAAUUCUAUUAUAUCGAAAAUUAUUAAAUUCCAGUCGUUUAGCGUGGAUAUUUUUCUCCGACAUUGAAACUUAGAAAUAAUUGAAUUUGUUAUUUUUACGUAGGUAUUAUUGCCGGGGGUAUUAUAAACAUUAAAUACAUCUUCAUUAAAAAAUAAAUUAAAUGUAAAAUACAAGUAUAGUGACCGCUUAAUAAUUACACAAAUGAAUGAUCAGUCAUUGUUAUAAAUUUUAUAAAUAUACAGAAUUAAAGUUGACUGCAGAAACGGAUUAACUUUUUAAGUUAAGCAAGAUAAGGGAAACAAUGUUUAAGUAAAAUAGCUCAUUCUUUUUUAUGUAACAUUUUUCGAAUGGUAACUUGAUAUUGACGUUACUAGUUUAAAUGAUAACGUGAAAUUAUAUUUAUCAAUAACAUUAGAAAGCUGUAUUAAGAAAUGAUCGUACUGGAACAGAAGAAUAACAUAAUCACAAAUAUUAGUAAAAUUAAUUUAAAACAUUUUACAUGUUUACCUGUUUAAUAUAUACAAAAUACAUUAUCCGUGAUUACUUUGAAGUAGUAUUAUUUUGCGAGAAAUUAAUUUAUUCGUCAUAAAAUGGACACAUGAAACAUAUUUACACAUAUAACUAUAUUUAUACCUUCUAUUUUCCAGUGUAUGUGGACGUCGUGAACAAUGCGAUUAUAAUAAUCACGUUCACAGCAAUCGACAGAAUGAUACGUUUACACGAUUUUCAUCAUUCAAGAUUAAAGAUUGUUAUUAAUUAUUAUUUGUUAUUUUCCUUUUUUUUUAUCAUAAAGCAUGCGACUUCUUUCUACUACAUUUAUUAUAAUUACUUCUUUCAAUGUACUUUUGAACAAGUAUUAUGAGCUCGAAUAAUACAGUUAUACGUUGAUAUAUAGUAUUUUUUUCGAUAAUCGAAACAUCAACUUUCAUAGUUAAAAGUCCUGAAAUUUAGAGAAGGGAUUUAAAAACUUUUAGAACUUUUGCGCUCUUGGCAGUUCUGGGUUUUUCUUCAUAAAUAAAUAUAUAUAUAUAUAUAUAUAUAUAUAUAUAUAUAUAUAUACUCAUGCACUGAAUAUUGAAAUUCUCUUGGAUUUAUUAUUAUUAUUAUGUAUUAUUAUUAUCAUCGUCAUCACAAAUGUCUCACAUCUUUUAUGACGUCAUGGGUUGCGAUCAAGUCAGGUAUUAUUUUACAACUGCUUUUGCUAAUUUUUUUAACUAUGAAAAUGAGCAACACGAUAAAAUGAAACCAAUGUAUUUCUGUGUUUAUAAUAAAGUGUUUAUAAUAAAGUAUUGAAGAGAAUCGUGAGGAAGGCGGUGUCCACUAGCGAUGCAACUAAAAAGAAAAAUGUUCGUUUCUGUUAGCAAAGAUAACCGCGCUCGAGGGCAUUCGGCUAGCCACGGGAAUUUCCCUGAUAAGAACGAAGUAUUUUUCAAUAGUGAGAAAAAAAUAAUAUGUCAAAACAAUGCAGUAAUUUUUAAUGUAAUUAUUAAUAUUUAAUAUUAUUAUAAUAUUUUUUAUAUUAAUAGUAAGUAUAAACUAUAGAAGCUUUGACAAUGACAUUUGACAUUUUGAAGAAACAUAGUACGCUAUAAUAUCUAGUUUCUCGUUGCUUUUCUCUUGACUAUAAACAAGCACAAUAUCGCUCUACUAAUCUCGCAAUUCUCCUCAUCACUUUACUAUAAUCCCGUACUAUUGCUGUUGUUUCCAACAGCAAUAAUGACUUUUUGAAUGUUUGCUUUUGUUCAACCCUAAGAUCGUCCUUGUGUAUUUUGUCAUUUUUUUUCUUAGAUGUUAUUUUUGUGUGCCAUUUGCGUCAUUUGCAGAGUUUAUCAGGCAGAUACUCUCUUCCUUUUUUUUUUAUUAAUUAAUGUGAUGCCCGCUAUAUUAUUUAUUAUUAUACUGUUAUAGCUUUGUGAAUUGUCUUGUAUCAGUAUGGUUUGUAUUCUUCGUCUUCAAGUAUAUGUUCAGAUUUGCAUUUUUAAUACGAUAGUUUGUGUGCGUUUUUAUAAGUUGAUAUUUUAGUGCUAGUUCUUGAUUAUUAUUAUUAGUAUUAUUAUUACUAUUAUUACUAUUAUUGUUAUUAUUAUUAUUAUUAUUAUUAUUAUUAUUAUUAUUAUUAUUAUUAGUGCUACUACUAUUAUUUUUCUUAUUCUUAUUAUAAUUGUAAUUAAAAUUGUAAUAUUCGUGUAUUUAUAUUCAGUAACAAGUUCGCCUCUUUUAAAAAUAAUUCACGCACAUCGUCUCAUGAAACAGAGCGGUUAUACUUAGUGUGCGUUUAGACAUGACACGACCAAUCGUAAUAAUCGAAUCGCAAAAUGGUAUUAUCUAUAGAUAUACUUUUCGAUAAUAUAUUUGAAGCACUGUUAUAGAUUUCUAAUGAUUUAUACGUAUUUAUUAAUUUUUGUGAAUAUAUUUUUAAGGUAUCAUCAUCGAUAUCGUAAAAGCAAAAGAAAGAAGGCCAGAUUUAAUGAACGUCACGCGUCUGACAAAUCGAAUAAUCAGACCUGAAAAAUAAUUUUACUUAGUUUUACGUACAUACGAUAUGAUAAUAAGUAUAAUAAUAUCUAAUUAUUAUACUUAUUAAAAUAAAUGGUCUUUUAGAACGUUGAAGAAUUAUCGGCAUUGCACGGAUCUAGAUAUAUUCAGGGAUAAACAAAAAUUUUAUAUCUGUCGUGAAAUUGUAGGAUGAUGAAUAAUUUAGAUUUUUCAUUUUAACUCUGAUCGAUUAUGUUCUAAUUGAUUAGUCAUAUAGAUAUCAGAUUCUACGAAAGUAAGAUAAUAAUUAUUUUUAUUAUUUUUUAUUUUUUAUUUUUACGAUCAUUAUAUGACAAAUCGUAAGAAUAUAUAGUACGUGAUCAUUAUAAUAAUUUACAUUUCUUUAAUCAUUUUUAAACUUCCAAGAUAUCAACAUUCUUUUUUUUUCGUACCUUUAACGGUACCUAAUCGAUUAAAUAAUUCAAUAUACACAGCAACAAUCUUUUAUCUUUCAUAUUUCCUUCCUCGAAUUGUUUUCAUGAAUUCUAUAAUUGUGAAAUGCACUAUUUCUACGUAUAACACAACAUCCACAUUGAUUUUUACAUUGCUACUUUCUGUUUUUUAUUUGCCAAUUCGAUAAAGCUACACAUUAAUAUUAUUCAUUUCAUAAAACGUUUAUUAUUUCUUAUACUCUUAUGAUAUACGUUGCACACACAUAUACGUAUUCUUAUCGAGUAUUUUUUUUUUAUAAUCCGAUUAGAGACUAUUCUCAUUAAUGAUGAAAAGAUUACAGAUUUUUAUUCCGGAAUCGAUUCGAAAGCUUUCCCGGCUUAUUAAAUAGAUAUUAGCAAAAACUCAGCUAUCUCGUAUCGAUUUUUUCGUUGGGCGAAAUCAGAAUUGGCAUAUAUAUAUAUAUGCAUAAUAUAAUAUAAUUAACGUAAUAUAUAAAUAAAUAUAUAUAUAUAUAUAUAUAUAUAUAUAUAUAUGUGUGUGUGUAUAAUAAGAAGGAAGGUAGACGAACUGAAAAAGGAAUUUUUUCUAUCUCUCUCAUUCUUUUCUCUCCUCUUUUUUCCCGUAAAUAUUACCGACUUUCCACGAUCAUGAACAAACGAAUUAAAAGGGAAAGUGAAAAAGUAAUAAGGUUAUUAGCCAGUAAAACGUCGUCGCCUACCAUUUUUAAUCUUAAGGUUUCUAUUUUAUAAUGAACACAGAAUAUUAUCAUUUCAGAGAUUAGUACUAAUUUUCUUUUCUUUCUUUUUUUAAUUUGAAGUAUUACAAAUGAAUACGAACGCGUUUAUUCAAUAUCGGUUCGAAAAAUGAACCAAGAUAAAUAUUGAUAAUUGUUGUUGCGACGUUUUGAUUUCGAUCUGCGAAAGUUUUAUACAAAGAAAAAAAAAAAAAAACCAAAAAAGAACAUAUAAGAGAGAAGCAGUAUAAACGAAUAAAUUCUGGAAAGGAAAUAAAUAAUGUUGUACGAUAAAAAUCCUUCAGCGUACGAUAAAGAAUGUAUGAUAAAAAAUUUUUACGAUAAAAUGUACGCACGUAACUAGGUAACAACAUCGAUUUUUUUAAGUUAUUAUUUUUAUCAUUUCUAUUAUUUGAAGUACACUAAAGUAGUCACAGAAGUUUAAAGUACAUAAAAUAUAAUGUUUAUCGAUUUGAACAAAUUAGGCCACGUUCUUAGAACGAAUAUUGAGAGCUUCAUAGACCGUUUUUCGUGCUUUACUAUCUAUUAUAUCGCAUUUAUAAAAACGCUCGUUUUUAUUGGUGAUUUAUAUUAGAAUUGAAACCUGAUGUUACGAAUGUAAUAGACGAAGCUAAUAAAAAAUAAUGUACACUUAUUUAAAAACUAAUCUACACAUAUAAAUAUGAGCAUGCAUAUACACAAUAAAUACUUGUUUAUAACUCGUAUUGAAAUACUUGAUAAUAUACAAUAUGUAUAGACAUUUUUGUCUGGGAUCUUCUAUAUGUUGUACGAAUAUAGUUUUUAUAUGUCAAUCAUUGUUACCUAGUUAGAAAAUCGAAGAACGAAAUACAUUAUAUCCUCGAAUAAUUCAGAGAAAUAAGUGACUUUCUGUUUAAGGUUAUUGAACGUUAUUCCGAAUGAAAAUACUCUUUUGUUUUUUCUUUCUUCACUAUAGGCGAUUUUAGAAAGUAAUUGAUCGAUCGAUAGAUCAAUGAUAGAUAUUCGUUAAUAUAACUCAAUGAUAUAUGCGAUAAGAACAAUUAUGAAUUUUUUUUAUACUUAUGUCUUUGAAUCUUCGUCAUCUCGAAGAGUAAAAAUUACGUUCGAGACUUUUGGUCUUGUAACAGGUUUCCUUUUGAAAGUCUUCUCUUACAUUAGGCUACAAAAAGCUACUCCAUGCUCGAACAUAGAUGUUAGUGCCGUUGUUUCCAUGCAAAAAGCACCAUCUUCGUACAUCGUUG